Molecule: messenger RNA, 1152 nt
Organism: Daucus carota subsp. sativus
Lineage: Eukaryota; Viridiplantae; Streptophyta; Magnoliopsida; Apiales; Apiaceae
Product: chitinase 2
Exons: 1
Coding region: 125-1045 (306 amino acids)
Biological process (GO): carbohydrate metabolic process
Molecular function (GO): hydrolase activity, hydrolyzing O-glycosyl compounds
Source: RefSeq, a predicted model, not a curated record
UAAUCUCACAGAAACAAAAUUUUCCUAAAAACUCUGCGUAAAUACAGGUUCACAACUGCUAGUGGCCUGCUAUAUCCAGCCAAUUUAUAUAUUGACACUCGAACCAACUAAGAGAAACAGAUCCAUGAUCCAUCAUUCAUCAAUGAUAAUGAAAAUCCCCGAUAUGCUUCUCACCCUUACCAUGAUUCUUGCUCUAGUCUUGUACAAUGUUGACGCGGUGAACUCAAAUCUUUUCAGGGAAUACAUUGGAGCUGAGUUCAAAACUGUCAAAUUCUCUGAUGUCCCCAUAAACAGAACCACCAACUUCCAUUUCAUUCUCUCAUUUGCCAUUGAUUACACAACCUCAUCAACUCCCUCUCCGACUAAUGGAAAAUUUAACGUCUUCUGGGACACUGAUAAUCUAUCUCCAGCAGAAGUUUCUUCCAUCAAGAAAUCCCACCCGAAUGUCAAAGUUGCGCUGAGCCUGGGAGGUGACACUGUGGGGGCUAAAUUUGCUUACUUCAAACCUUCUUCAGUAGACUCAUGGGUCUCCAAUGCUGUUUCUUCACUCACCAGCAUCAUCAAACAGUAUCAUUUAGAUGGUAUUGACAUCGACUAUGAGCACUUCAAGGCCGAUCCAAGUACAUUUGCCGCGUGCAUUGGGAGGCUCAUAAUGACACUGAAGAAGAACAAAGUUAUCUCUUUUGCUUCAAUAGCUCCUUUUGAUGAUGAUCAAGUUCAGCAACAUUAUAUGGUUCUCUGGAGGCGAUACGCGCACCUAAUAGACUAUGUCAACUUUCAAUUUUAUGCUUAUGAUCAACAAACAAAUGUGUCUCAAUUUCUGAGUUAUUUUAAGACUCAAAUGUCGAAUUAUAAGGGAGGUAGGAUUUUAGUGAGUUUAACAAGUGGUGGUAGUGGAGGAUUAUCGCCAGAAAAUGGUUUCUUUACUGCAUGCAAGAUGCUAAAAGCUCGAAAACAACUCCAUGGAAUCUUUAUUUGGUCUGCAGAUGAUUCAAAGUCUCAAGGAUUCAAGUACGAGAAACAGUCACAAGCUUUGUUGGCAUGAUCACACUAGUAUGUAGUAUUAUUAUGUAAAAACUUGAACUCAUGAUCCUUUUUGUUCUGAGUCACUUACAAAAUAAAUCAAACCAAACUUUAACAGGGUUAGAUCAA